UAUUUUUAUAGGUAAGAUAACUUUGAAGCAUGGGUUCCUCCCAAGACACCUACGAGAUACUAGUGAUCGGUGCCGGAUUCUCUGGCAUCUACGCUCUCCACAACCUUCGCAAGAGAGGUUUUAACGUCAAAGUUUACGAAGCAGGGACAUAUAUGGGCGGAACGUGGUACUGGAACCGAUAUCCCGGCGCACGGGUCGACACGGACAAUCCCAUCUACCAAUUCAACGAGGAAGGACUUUGGGACUUUGCAUGGACCGAGCGCUUCCCAGCCCAUCCCGAACUUCAAGAGUACUUCCGCUAUUUAGACGACAAGCUCCAACUCAGCAAGGACAUUGAGUACAACACCAAUGUCAGCGCAACUCAGUUCGAUAACGCUCGGAAUCAGUGGCAAGUCAAGACGGAUGAUGGCCGAGUUACUUGGGCAAACCAUCUCUUCCUUUGUACUGGCUCUACCACAACUAGAUACACGCCUCCUUUCAAAGGUUUGGACAAAUUCAAAGGAAUCUCCCACCAUUCCUACGUCUGGCCCAAAGCUGGCGUCGACUUUUCUGGGAAGCGCGUCGCCGUUAUCGGCACGGGAGCCAGUGCGGUUCAAAUAAUUCAAGAAAUUGGCUCAAAAGUAGGCCACUUAACGGUUUACCAGCGCACACCGAAUCUCUGCCUCCCUAUGCAACAGGCCAAGGCGAACGAUCCUAGCAAAGCUGCUUGGUUUCCGCCAAAAUCAAAGUUUCCCGAAAUAUUCGGCGUAGCUCGGAGAUCUUUCUCUGGCCUCAAUUUCGAUUGGGAACCAAAAAACGCGGCUGACGUUACUCCAGAGGAGCGACGCGCCUUGUACGAAUCGCUCUAUGCCCAUGGCGGGUUUGCCUUUUGGCUUGCCAAUUUCCAAGAUAUGCUAUUUGACAAGGAGUCUAACGCAUAUGCCUACACCUUCUGGGCGGAAAAGGCCCGAGCGCGGAUACACGAUCCUUUAAAACGGGACAUCUUAGCGCCCCUAGUUGCGCCCCACGCCAUCGGAAUCAAACGCCCCUACCUUGAACAAACUUAUUACGAAGUCUUCAACCAGCCCAACGUGGACCUUAUUAACGUUCGGGAAUCUCCUAUUUUAGAAAUUACAGAGAAAGGGGUUCUCACAGAGAAAGAGGGUGUCGUCGAAGUCGACAUCAUCGUCCUAGCCACAGGAUUCGACUCUUUGACAGGAAGUAUCAAAAGUAUCGACAUCCGUAACGGAAAGGGCGAGGGUUUGAGAGAUAUGUGGAAGACGAAUGGCACCUCCACUUACUUGGGCCUCACAACGGCCGGAUUCCCUAAUUUGUGGUACAUGUACGGCCCCCAGGCAAGUCGAGUCAACUUUUGAUCUUUUAAAAAUCUGUCAGUAACAGAAUUCUAAAUAAA
Folsomia candida is the source of this 1393-nucleotide messenger RNA. RefSeq names its product baeyer-Villiger monooxygenase-like. The record is from RefSeq and is a predicted model, not a curated record. The coding region runs from base 30 to 1355 and encodes 441 amino acids. Gene Ontology annotation, molecular function: NADP binding; flavin adenine dinucleotide binding; N,N-dimethylaniline monooxygenase activity. The transcript has 3 exons. Lineage: Eukaryota; Metazoa; Arthropoda; Collembola; Entomobryomorpha; Isotomidae.